AUGAUGCGCGCCGCGACCCUCCGCCGCUCGCUGUCGACGACGGCCAAGACGCUGCGCGUCGUCGUCGUCGACGGCUACGCGCAGAAGAGCCGCGACGAGUUCGUCGCCCGCGGCAUGCCCUUCGCCAGCGGGCUCUACCAGGACAUGCUCGUGGCCAACGCGCCGCGCGGCGUGCGCCUCGAGUUCGAGACGAUCUUCCCCUGCAGCGACGACUACGUGCCGCCGAGCGACGACGCGCUCGCGGCCUUCGACGCCGCGGCCUUCACGGGCAGCUCCUACUCCGCGUACGCGCCGGACGUCGACGUGGCGCGGCAGGUCGACCUCAUGCGGCGGACCUUCGACUGCGGCGUGUCGAGCUUCGGGAGCUGCUGGGGCAUCCAGAUCGCCGCCGUCGCGCUGGGCGGCCGCGUCGAGCUGUCGCCCAACGGCCGCGAGGUCGGCUUCGGCCGCAAGGUCGCCCUGACGCCCGAGGGCCGCGGCCACCCCAUGUACGCGGGCAAGAAGUCCUGCUUCCACGCCUUCAUGAGCCACAGCGACGAGGUCUCCGUCGUCCCGCCGGGCGCCGUCGUCACGAGCGGCAACGACCACAGCCGCGUCCAGGCCAUGGCCGUGACGCGCAACGGCACGGAGUCCUGGUUCGUCCAGUACCACCCCGAGUACGACCUGGCCUACUACGCGUCCCUCAUCGCGGGGCGCAAGGAGCGCAUGACGGCCAUGGGCUUCUUCCGCUCCGAGGACGACAUCGACGCCUACGUCGACGACCUCACCGCGCUCCACGCCGCGGGCCUCGAGGCGCGCAAGGACGUCGCCUGGAAGUACGGCGUCGACGAGGACGUCUACGACGCCGACGUCCGCCAGUGCGAGCGUCGACGACCAGCAACACAACAAGCAACCACCAUGUCGACGACCACGGCCCUCGUCGCGCUCGCCGCGCUCGCCGGCGCUGCGGCCCAGACCUGCCCGCUGGCCGACGAGUUCGGGUUCGCGUUCCCCAACGGCGCGGAGGACGCGGACGCGCUCGGCGGCCUCGUCGUCCGCGGCUUCGACGCGGCGAACGCGGCGGCCUGCGAGUACUGCGGCGUCACGACGCGCCACGAGGCGCCGGGCCUGCCGACCGAGGAGGCGCCGGGCACCUACUACGGCUACGAUUUCAAAUGGAACAAGCUCGAAGGCGAGCGGUCCUUCUGGCGCGACGCGGCCAAGGGCUGGAAGCGGUCCGUCGCGUGGUACGCGUCGUGCGGCCACGGCUACGAGAGCGACCGCCGCUGGUACGAGUGGUCCGGCGAGUGCGUCAUCCCCGACGCGCGCAAGUUCCUCGGUGAGUCCUGCGCGAGCAAGAGCGACUGCGCGCACGGCUUCACGGACCCCUACGUCGACGUGACAUGCGCGCCGACGUCGCCCGACGCGCACGCGCCCGACCUCCGCUGCGUGCUCGACGAGGAGGCGACGUGGCUCGCGACGCGGUCCCUCGAAAGCACCUGCGAGUGCUUUGGCUUGCUCUACUGCCACUCGGACGACUGCGACGGCAACAUGUGCGUGCUCAGCACCUACGACAUGCAGAAGCACUGCAAGUACGCGGACGACGACGGCUUCACCGACGUGCUCUUCGGGUCCACGCAGUGCUCCAACUGCCGCGCGGCCGAGAACCCCUGCCCGUCCUACGACGGCGGCUCGCCCUACGGCCGCCGCCUCGCGGAGGCGUCGCCGCUCGUCCUCGCGCCGGCCCUCGCGCUGCUCGUCGUCGCCGCCGCGGUCUUCUCGGCCUACGUCUGCCGGACGCGCCCCGUCGACGACGUCGCGCCCGUGAAGAUCGGGCUGCCGGCGAGCGACCUCGUCCUCCCGGAGGUCGAGGUCUAAAUUUCCUGUGUUCUGU
Aureococcus anophagefferens is the source of this 1873-nucleotide messenger RNA. RefSeq lists its product as hypothetical. NCBI's taxonomy places the organism in Eukaryota, Pelagophyceae, Pelagomonadales, Pelagomonadaceae. Gene Ontology annotation, cellular component: cytosol. The record is from RefSeq and is a predicted model, not a curated record. The transcript has 2 exons. The coding region runs from base 1 to 1857 and encodes 618 amino acids.